Messenger RNA from Ahaetulla prasina, 7348 nucleotides. Its product is annotated as KIAA1671 ortholog. Lineage: Eukaryota; Metazoa; Chordata; Lepidosauria; Squamata; Colubridae. The record is from RefSeq and is a predicted model, not a curated record. The coding region runs from base 490 to 5796 and encodes 1768 amino acids. The transcript has 13 exons.
GUUAAUAGGUGUGGCAACAGUUCUGCGGAGGGGAGGUGUGGAAAACCAGUGCUGCUUUUAAGGAAAUACGUUCCUUUUUAUGCAGACAGCUGGGAGGGAUCAGGUUUCUCAGCUUCGGGGACUGGAAUCGGGAGAAAAGUGGAGCAGAAGGCGAGACCCAUGAAGCUGCUUCCAUAGUCCAUCUUGUAGGGUUGGGGGGGGGCUGCCUGGGGGAGUUGGCUUCCCCUGCCAUAUAACGGGGCUGGUGCCAGCUUCCGAAGGCCCUGAGGAGAACCAGCUCCAGGCAGAAUCUCAGGCCAAAGGUCGGCACAGCACGCCAGCUGAAUCCUCGAGGCUGUUUCUCUCCGGCCGUUGUUGUGGGUCCCUUGAGAAAAUCCGCUUCAGAAUGAUCCUCCCCGGAGUCAGAGCCCUUCCCGAGUGGAAUCCGUGUGAAACGGGCCAGGACACUCAGGGGGCUCCUUCUCACGGGACCCUUGCCAUCCCCAUUCCAUGAGGCCCUUCAGAGCAAUGGCCACACAAGUUGAACUCGGCUCUGCCCUGACCUCGCUGGGUGGCAUAAGCGAACCAAGGACGGAGGCCGCCUUCCGGCACGCCUUUAUCAGCUCGCUGUCUGAUGCCAGCCGGAAGCCUGGGGAGGACUCCCGCGCUCUGGCCCCGCUCAUCCCGGAGGACAGGGGAAAUCCCAUGGGUCCCACCGCCAUGCCUUCCACUGCGUCCAGGCCACCUUGGACCCCCAAGCCCUUUUCCCGGGAGACAUCUUCCGACACGUUUGCUACGGUGAAACCGCCCGUCACGGCACUCAAGCCCAGCAGCGCUACGCCAAAGCCCCACACCUUUGCCCAGGCCUUUGAAGACGCUGCCAAGGGGUCGCCUGGAAAUGUCCCACCGCUGCUGGAUCAGAAACCGAUGGAGAACAAAAGCCGCAUGGAGCCGGUUGCCCACCUGCCCUUCUAUCCAAGCCCUCAGGCCAACACCGUCAUCCUCUUUGAAAGCAGAAGGCCUGCAAAGGGGAGGGCUGAAGAGGGAGGGUCCAAGGCCCAGGAGGGGCAGCUGCUACGCUCCCAGUCAGAGAAGUGGCCCCGAAGGCAGCCCUCCCUCUCCACAGACCCCAGGCCGGUCUCUUGGGCCCCUCACUGGAAGGAGGCCUUUGCAGGGGAACCCAAGGGUCUGGCUAGCAGCGUUGAGACACAGCAGAGUCCAACUCUGGCCACUGAGACACACUCCCAGGCAGGAGGGAGACCUUCAGCCUCAGCUGGCUUUUGGGGAUCCUGGCAGAAACAAUUGCAACCACCUCCUCCCGAGGCUGCUUCCGGCCCAGGGCCCCCAAAAUCAGGGCCGCUCCCCACGGAUUUCACAGGCAGAUUUGAAACCCAGGAGUCCUCCUGGCAGAAGAAGCCUUGCCUGGCUGAGAGCAGAGAGAAGAGCUUCCUCGCAGUUGGCGACAGGGCCCUGGAGGCCACGGGAGUGAGGGGUGCAGUGGCCGGCUUAAGCGGGGCUGCCCCAUCUGGGCCCAGAGCAAAAAGUGCCAGCCAGCUGGCCGAGUCCCCCCAAAGCUGUUUGCCUUCUGCUCCCCCAGGCCAGACCGUCCCGCAAGACGAGGGGAAAAAGUGCACACAGGAGCUGGGAAGCCAGGGGAAGCCCAGUGUGGGGCAGCACAGCAUUAACCAAGGCCAUCCUUUGGGGGAGAGGGGAGAGAUCGCUCCCCAGGAGGCUGGCGUAAGGAACGCCGACCCGCCCGACGCCUCGAACGGCAACCACAGAGGCUGCGCUAAAAAGACCACCCCACUCCUGGACCUGUCAGCAAAGCCUUGGGCUCCCACCGAGAGCGAGUCCCUCCGCGACAGCCCCGGGAAGGAGAUCCGGAUACUGAACAUCCAGCAGAGGAUUCAAGUGCUGACGGCGGAGAACGUGGGUUUCAAGGCAGGAGGCCCGCGCCGCUCCUUCCGCUCACGGCCUCUUUCCGCGGAUUUGACAAAGAUGUUUUCUGGCCCCAUGACUGCAGGCGAGCUGAAGCCCAAGAGGCAGCCUGAGUGGGACAGGAAGCCUGCCAGUGAAAUGCAAGAGGCUCCAGAGGAGGAGACACUGCCUGUGGGUGGAGCAGAUGUUGGAGAAGCUGGCAUGGCUGGCAGUCCCUGGAAGCCCCUGCUGCUGGCAAAAACACCAUCCAGAGAGGGGCUCCCCAAGAGACAGGGCAGGCUAAAGGCCUCUCUGCCAGCGGAAGACCCUGGCUUCGUCCUCAGCCCCAAAGUGAGAACGUUGUCCAGUUCGUCCACUGAAGAUGCCUGCCCUAAGACGGUCAGAGCCACCAUGUUUGAACACCAUGUGCAGAGACACAGUGUGGUGGCCAGCCAGCUGGGCCCUGAACCGGCCUUGCUGUCCCUGAUGGUGCCUUUUGGAGGCUCGCGCUGCUGUGGUGAGGAGUUUCGGAAGGAGAGAAUGCUGGGAGAGGGCCAGCCGACCAAAGCCUCCGCCCUGGAGGCUGAUGCAUCAGGGAAAGCCGGAGGACCCAAAGAUCCCAGACCUUUCACCGAGGAUGAAGGCUGUCUGACGUGGGCAGGAGACCCCCUGGGAGAGAAGGGUGAGCAACCUGCUUCAAAGAACAUGGAGGAUUCCCUGCUGGCUCAAAGGAUCGAGCCCAGGUACGAGAUUCUGCAGACCGUGGGGGAGAGGGCACAGAGCGAGGCAGUGGCAGCCGUCUCCGGAGGGAAGGCCGUCACUCUCCGCCGCCAGAGAUAUUUGAAGGAGAACCGGAGAGCCGGUGGCUAUGGCAAGAGCGAAGGCUGGAGAGGGGCUUCUGCCCCAGGAACAGGCCCGUUGAAGGACCACCCUGCCUCUGGGAUCCAGGCUGCUUUCUACAGCGAAGGAACCGGGCCAGAGAGAAAUCGGGCCGGACAGCAGGUGUCCUCUUUCAGGAUGAAGGAUGACGGCAACUUUGCCCCGUGGUUGGAAACCGAAAAGGAGAAGCGGCUUGCUCCUGCUGGUGCGACGGAGGGGUCCAAAGCGCUGGAUCGCACCCUGCAGAGGGCUGGAGCCAGGGCGACCGAGGACAACGGCUGGGAAGGCAGGGCCGGCGUGCUUGAUCAGCAGACCAGCCGGGGGCAAAGUGCCAGCUGCCCGGGACUCCUCUUCGGCCUGGACCUGAAGCCAUCUCGGGGGCCAGAGGACCCCAAAGGACAAAAGCUGCGCUCAGCCAGAUACGGAGCAGCCCAAGAGACGUGGGAGGCCACGGCAGCAGGAAAGGAGUUGCGGGAGCUCGGUGUCAGAGCCAGGUGGACGAGCAGCUUCUGUGACGUUUCUGCUCCCAAAGGUUCUGACCGCUGGCGAAGGAAGACUCUGCCCCAUGGCUCUGUCAGGUUUGAGGACUCGGGGGAGAUCCCUCGGGGCCCUGUCGAAUUGGCCAGCAGGAGAGACGCCCUGCAUCUGAUGGAUGGCUCGGCGGCAAAGAGAAGCCCCCAGACCCUCCAUGGACUAGAGCCCAGGCGGGUGGAGGUCACCUCUCCCAGCAGCCCGAAGAAGCCGCUCUCUCCUUCAGAGCCCAAGGCCACGUACUUUGCAGUCACUUGCCAAAUCUCGGAGGAGAUCAAUACCCAGCCUGGGAGAGCUGCAGCUGUGGCUCCUCGUGAGAGCGCUUCCAGAAGAGCCGAUCCCUUUUUGGAGGGGGAGAGCUCUCCAGCCAGGCCUCUUGGCAGGCGCAGGGGAGAAACAGGUGCCUCGGACCGUCCAGACACCGGGGAUGCUAAGGCUGAAGACCAGGAGCUGCCGCAGAGACAGCCGGAGGCAUCAGUGGAAAGGCGUCCGGCCAGAGCUGACCCACCCCUCCGUCCUGGGGCAAGGUCUCCUUCCUACUUGGCGCCCCUCCAGCAGGACAGCCAGCAGAAGAGAUCCGGUGUGCUCAGUCUUUGCAGAGAGGAAGAGGAGGAGGAGGUGGACCCCGAUCACUACAGAUCGAGAGUGGUAGACAUUGAUGAGCUGAUGGCAGAAUAUGGGGGAGAGUCCCAGAAGCUUUGUGCCAGGGAGAGCCAGAGAGAGAGCAGCUUCUCUCCGUGGGAGAAAUGGCCCCCCAGGAGCAGCUUCUCGGGGAACCUCCCCUGCAGCUCUGACCAGAGAGACAGGACCAGGGUGGAGCACUCCUUGGGCAGCAAAGGGCUGGGCACCGAGGCCAGCAGCGGCAAGGGCAGCCAUGCGCAGGGGAGCGUUCCACUGGAAAUCCACCCCCAGGAGUCUAGGGCCAGAGUGGGGAAACGCAGCCCUCCUCAGUGGGGCAAGCCGGAUACAGAGAAGCCAAAGCCAUGGUCUGCGGAGCCUGCCGGGCCAAGGACGAAGACAUCCUUUCUCUUUGGCAGGGAGCAAGGAGAGGGCACCGGGCAGAGUGCCAAAGAUGCCAGUCCCGUUCCCCACCCUGCCCGGAUAGACCCGGGAGGCUUGUGGAAGGAAGCCAGUCCGAAGCAGUGGGCAGUUCUGGCCCCAGCCGGGGGGUGGUGCCCCAGCAGCGACUGUGGGGGCGGCAAGACUGGGUGGAAAGCUGAGCCUCAGGCCGGAGUCCGGGAGAAGGGCCCUCCUGCAGCGCCGCCUGGAGCGGAGCGGAGCAGCGCCACCACAUCCCCAGGGACAGGGGCCAUGCCGGAAGAGAAGCAUUGCUCCUCUGACAAGACUCCUCAGAGCCCAGCACAGCUCAGCUUUCCUUUGGGACCGAGGCUGGAUCAGGCCCACAUCUGCCAGCGGUUCACUCCCGAAAGGCCCGGGGUCUGGCUGAGCAAGGGAGGCCCGUCGCCGAGGGACUGCUCCUCCCACGGACGCACGAGGGAGCUUGGAGAAGGCAGCCUCGGAGUCGACCGUGAUGAUGCCACAGCCGUCAAGGGCUCUCCGUACCUCCUUUCCCAGCAACGCAGUCACAGUUUCUACAACGAGAGGAGGACUGACCAUUGGCCGGGGGACCACUUGAAGCAGUGCUUCGGCCGGCCGGCAGCAGAGACCAAGGACACCGACAUCCUCGUGCAGGAGGCCGACAGCAGGUAUGACACCUGGGGCGACCAGCGGCAGAGUGGAGACAGUUUCAGCUCGGAGUCUCCUUCCUUGGAGGGCAGCAUGGCCCCCGCACAGAAGCCAUCCCCUGGCCACCGAGCCUCCUUGUACUCCCCUCAGAGGGGUCCGGCCGCUGCCGCUGACCGACGGGCUUCAUCCAGGGAGCAGAGGAGCCACAGCCUGGACGAUUCCAGCCCAGACGCAGAGUCAGCAUCUCCCCCCACGGAGAAGGACAGUCCGGACUUCUCCUUCCUGGAGCAAACUCCCCGGCUGGACUCGAGGGUCCUGAAGAGCCGCAUCCUCCUGGACAAAAGGCGGCGGCAGCAUCGGGCCCCCAUCUCCCACACCCUCAGGAGGGGGGCCAGUGGGGACGCCCAGCCGGCCCCAGUCUCUGCGGUGGAGGGAGCAGCCAGCGCCUGGAUGUUCAGGGACUCCACAGAAGAGAAGCCCCCCAGGGCAGGAGAGGAAGAGGAGUCCCUUCCAGCAGAGAGGCUAUUCCCUGCCCAGCCACGGCUGCCUCUCUUUCCGGGCCUGGCUCCCUCCGCCCUCAAGGCUCAACUCAGGAAAAGGCACGAGUCGGAAGGGAGGAGGGAGGAAGGCCCCCCAGCACCCCUCUGCAAGUCACCCAAAGGUCCGUUUCCGGCCAGGGCCUCCGGGGGCCGGGCGCUGGUGGCCACCCCCGAGAAGGAAGGGAGGAUGGAGGAGCUGCCCCCCACAUGGCUGACGGAGCUGAAGUCCAGGAGGAAGCAGGACCAGCCCGAGAGCCCCAUCUGAGGUUGAAGCCAUGACUGGCCAGAGGAGGAGCUGCCUUAACUGACCGCCCGCCCUUUCCCUGCCCUCCCGAGGCUUCCUCUCGCCUUGACCAACCACCGCUCCGUGCUCAGUGCCUUCCUCUUGGAGCCCUGUCCGGCUCCAGCCCCAGAGGACCCGCAGGAGGGGGGCCGGCCCCCACCGCCCUGCACCUGGGGCUGCCUUCCUGCUGGGGAGUCGAGGCGAGAACCUGAGAUCUGUGGGAGGGAGAGGCCUCGGCCUUCCCCUUUUCUCUCUGCAGAAGUGAGAACCGGAUCCCGCUUUCUGCCGCUUAUUUUUUUUCCGGGAUCCAAACGAAAGUGUGUGGAUUUGCUCCUUGGCCAGGGGCAACAGUGGUUCGUUCCUGUCUGUCGCUGUUCAAAGAUUGGAGGAGAUUUUAUUGUAUGAGUUUUGUCGGCUGUGGAGUAACUGAGCCGUCCUUUCCCAGGAGAGAGAAAGCAAUAAAGUCCAGGGUCUCCUCCAGAAUGGCUGUAAAUCACUCCUGGACUUCAGAAAGAGGAAACGGACAGGAGGGAGAAAGAAGCAAACUGGGUCUUAGCCACGGAAUUGUCUUUGUCUUUGCUGUAGAUUUUCUUGUAAAUAUUUGGGGAAGGGAGUCCUGCAUUCGAUUCUGGUCCUUCCAAAUGUCCGGAUCUCCCCCUAUUUUAAGUGUGGGGAUAUCAGUCAGCAAAUGAGCGAGCCUCUCGGUGGCCGGGUGGGGAGGUCCCUGGGAACAGGGCAGAGACCCUUGCAAGCCCUUUUCUGCUCCAUCCUGGUUAGCUGGAGAAAUCCCCAACUGGGCAGUUCUGUGAAUGCUUGGGUCAGCGAUGGGGCCCGAAGAUCUCCGAAGACCCCUUUGGUUAUGCUGUGGGGCGCAUGGGGGUCACCCCCCCUGCCUUUUGCCCCUUUGGAGGCACUCUUAGUGCAGUGGCUACCCCAAGGCUACCUCUGGUCCUGGCUGGCUGGUUGGCUGCUCAGUCAGCCCUGUGCCCAACUUCAGGGUCUGCAUUCCUGCCUCCUGAGAUGCUGCUGUGCUUAGAAACUUGCAUCCCCCCCUCCCCAUAAGUGCUCUUCUCGAAAUGCUCUGGAUCCCCAAAGGGUUCAGCCAGACGGGACAGUGACAGCCGGCCGUUGGGCCUGGGGUGAGACCCCAUCUGCCUCUGCGCCUCCCAGGUGCCGGUCUUGGACCACAGCCUGCCUGCCUGCCUGCCUUCCUUCCUUUCUUUCUUUCUUUUUCUUUCUCUCUCUCUCUCUCUCUCUCUCUCUUUCCCAGCCUGGCAGAGGGAGGCCCAUCUGCUCUGCCAGGCCUCCAGCCCUCGAGCACCCUGUCCCUUGUUUGGGGGAGAUGGCCCCGCCCCCUGUGCCACUUGGAGGAGGCCUCUCCUGGCAGUGCCAGCAGGAAGUCCGGGCAUCCGCAGCGUUUCUGAGGCUGGGAGACCUUGGCUGGCAGAUCCCUGGGAAGCCGCUGCGCACGGAGGUCCUGCUCCUGGACAUAUUCCGUCUCAACCGUCUUGAUUAAAAAGCUUGCUCAGAGCGA